Messenger RNA from Cinara cedri, 1553 nucleotides. The record is from the annotation of a GenBank genome assembly. Lineage: Eukaryota; Metazoa; Arthropoda; Insecta; Hemiptera; Aphididae.
CGGUUAACAAUUGUUCAGUUUCCCUGCUAACGUCUGAUUCCAUUUCAAACGUUUGCGGUCAAAAUAAGAAUAUUGAAAAACUGUAAUACUAACGGUCAACCACACAUAUUCAACAUGUACAAAAUCGUAUUUCUCGUGGCAGUGUUCGCCUUUGCGAUUCAAGGAGCAUUCAGCGUCCCCGCGACCGACAGUAGCAUGGUAAAUAUUGCGAUAUUAUCAUUAUAUCAUUAAAUUGUUCCCAAUUCUGUAUUCAACCAAGAAUCUGGUUAAAAAUUUAGUGUGCAUUUUUCGAAAAAAAAAAAAAAUGUAAUAAAAAAUAAUGUAAAAUGUAAAAUGUAAAAAAAAAUGUAUAGUUGGUUUUCAAGAACGGUUUUUUUUAAUUUUUCGGAUAGUUUUUUAUAUGACUGGGGAAACUAGAGAAAUUGAUGUUUNGUAUUUUUUGGAUAACUAAAUAUUAAAAAAUCAAGAGUUAAUAAAAAAAAAAUAGGUUUUUUUUUUUGUUUGAUAUCGAGCUGUAUAUUGAACAAAAUACAAAAUCCCCAUGAUAUUUUUUUUAAAAACUGUAUUGAGCAAGUUUUAUGUACUCUGCGUAAGCUUUGUUUUUGCACGUUACCCGGUAUACUAUGACUGAGACAGCUAGUAGAUGCGGGAAUGAAUUGAUCUGAGUAUUAAAUAUUUUUUUUCAAGACCUUUUGCUAUCAAAAAAUAAAUGUGGUAAAUUUCUUUCUGCUUGUAGUUGGCGAAAUGUCGUAAACUAAAAAUUUAUUGCAAAUACCUACCCAUCGCAGUGGAUUUAGAUGGUGCACCGGCCGCUAUCGAUGAACAAUCCGCGGGUCAAGAUAUCGAGCUUCCUUUAAAUGCUGAACCGGCCGCUAUCGAUGAACAAUCGGCGGGACAAGAUAUCGAUCUGCCUUUAAAAGCUACACCGGCUGCUAUCGAAAAACAAACGGCGGGACAAGAUAUCGAGCUUCCUUUAAAUGCUGAUCCAGCCGUUAUUCAAGAACAAACGGCGGGAAAAGCGAUCGAAAUCCCUGUAUAAAUGAACCAAAACACAAAAUUAUUUUAUACGCAUUUUAAUUAUCUAUCAUAUAUAAUUAUAUAUCAUUUAUAUAUCAGUGGUCAGCAACCUUUUUAGACUCCCGGGCCACAUUCAUAAAUUUAAAAAAGUUCGCGGGCCAGACAAAAAUAAAAAUUUUGUAUUCCAAAUUAUUUACUAAGAAAAAAAAUAACUGUUUAAAACUUUAAAAUAAUAGAUUAAUACAACAUAAAAGUAAAAUAACAGUUUUUAAUAACAUAAUUAUAUUAUAAAAGUAUGGAAAUUACAAUUGCUUAAUAGGCUUAAUGUGAUUUUUGAACAAUAUUCAACAAUGAUAUAGAUUCUAUAUCAUAAAUGUGCUAAUUUUUAUUAUUAUAUAUAAUAUUUGUCCUUUUUAAGUCGACAAUAUAAUAUUAUUCGUAUAGUUAAUAUUUUAUUCAUUUUUUUUUUUUUUUCAGAAACAUCAAAACACUUGCGACUAAUAAUUUUCCAUAACAAUCUUUAUUAUAAAUAUAGU